Plasmopara halstedii is the source of this 1203-nucleotide messenger RNA. RefSeq lists its product as uncharacterized. Bases 1 to 1203 code for a protein of 400 amino acids. Lineage: Eukaryota; Oomycota; Peronosporomycetes; Peronosporales; Peronosporaceae. The record is from RefSeq and is a predicted model, not a curated record. The transcript has a single exon.
AUGCGCGUGAGCAUUUUCGGCGCCAUCUUCGUGACGGGAUCGAGUUUUUGCUUUGCGAAUAAAUUGGGAGCAAAACCACGCAAUGACUCGGACACAAACGAACGUGUUCCUCUUGACUCAUUGCCACACGAAGCUUACGCAAUCUCGAGUAAUGCGCUUAGUUAUAAUGUCACACUUGUGGAUAACAAAGCCCAUGUUAACAACAAAGCGAAUGAAGAAAGAAUGCCACAGCAUGUCUAUGGUGAUGUGCUGCAGCGUUUAUCGGAAGAGAGACCUAAUUUAGCAGCUCAUUUGGCGAAUGAGUUGAAAAAUGCGAUUGGCAAGAAAAAGACCAUUCACGAACAAGGGUUGCUCGAGAAACUGCUACCACAAGACUGUUACGAAGAUCUCAGAACCAAGCUCAAUGAUAUCAAAUUCGAAGACAUUACUGAUCUAGAAAUUAUCGACGAGUCUCUAAGAACUUGGUUGAACGAAGUUCUAUUGUACAGGACUUUGAUAAACUCGAAAGAAGAGUCUGAAGUGUUCGAUGACAAAGUGGUGCUAGAUCUGUUAUUGGAAAAACUAGAAGCACAGGUUGAUAAACCACUUUCUGAAACACCAGAACAUCAGCUUUAUUUGCGCCGGCAAUUGGUGAAGCUAUUUGAUAAACUUCGAGACGAUCGAGAUCUCAAUCGUCUCGUAGGGGUUGUACUGCGAAUGAUGGUAUUGGAUUCCACCUACAAGUUUUUGGUCUUUCAGGAAUGGACAAAAAAUUAUUAUCGUCCGGAAAAUAUGUUUACAUUAUUUGUUGGUUUAGAUCCUACAGAUUUACUCCACAAUGAACUGUUUUAUGCGUGGCUUAAUUACGUCGACUGGUACUGGUAUUAUGCGGAAGAAAAAAGGAUAGAUCGAUACAUCAUUUUCAUUAACGUUCUGCAGAGGUAUAUGAAGCAAAUCGCGAUAGAUUUGAUGCUUGACAGUAGUUCAUUUAACGAUGCUUUUCCGCUAAACGCUGGCAAUGACUUUCAAAAAGAAAUGAAGGAUGCUUGGAAGAUCAAGCAAGUGGCAAGUUAUAAUUCGGUUCAAAAGAAAUGGAGACGCAUCGAAAGAAUCUACGGGAAAAGUUACUUACAAAGAAUGACAAGCUGCAAUGGAUACUUCAUUACGUCAAUACCUACGGGGCUUUUUCUUCAUUUGACGACAACGAUCUGUAUGACUAUUUAA